This is a messenger RNA of Chenopodium quinoa (quinoa), 2772 nucleotides long. Its product is annotated as calmodulin-like protein 3. Gene Ontology annotation, molecular function: calcium ion binding. The coding region runs from base 617 to 1072 and encodes 151 amino acids. The transcript has a single exon. The record is from RefSeq and is a predicted model, not a curated record. NCBI's taxonomy places the organism in Eukaryota, Viridiplantae, Streptophyta, Magnoliopsida, Caryophyllales, Amaranthaceae.
UCUCAAUAAUUAUACUACGUUAUUAUUAAUUAUAUAAUUAAACAACCAAAAGCAUGUGAUUAAGACCAAGUAUUCCAACAGUUAUGGACUCCAUGAAUUAAGAAUGAGCUAGCCACGACGAAAAACGCGCCAAUUCCAACUCCCUUUUAAAAAAAGAUAAAAUUAAAUUGCAUAAUCUAAACCCCUUAAAACAGAAAGAGACAAGUAUAUAUCCAACUAACUACUUAUAAAUCAACGACUCUUCGAAAUUCUUGCCUCUUCUCCUAAUUAUCCUACUCAAUUCUACCAAUUUUCAUCUUUUGCAUCCAAUUUUUUGGGGUACAACUUUUUUGCCCCUCAUUUCACAAAAACAAAAUCUCUCCCAAAUUAAUUUUGCCAAUUUUUUUUUUUUUGUUUUCGAAACUUACUUUCCCUUUCUAUUAUCCUCUUUGUUUGUUGCAUUUGUUCUAAAGGUCUGUUUUUUCCUCUUAUCUCGAUGUUCAUUUCAAAGUCAUCACAUUAAAUUUAACCAUCUCCUUAUUUGGAGAUUGUAAAGAGAUCAUUAUAAUAAUACAAAGAAAGGUACGUAAGUCAAACGUUGUUGUUUGUUUAUUUGGAGGGAUCUAAGUUCAAAGUAAUGGAUCAAGCAGAACUCAAAAGAGUUUUUCAGAUGUUUGACCGGAAUGGAGAUGGGAAGAUCACGAAAAAGGAGUUAAACGAUUCUCUACAAAAUUUGGGAAUAUACAUUCCCGAUAGAGAGCUUAGUCAAAUGAUAGAAAAAAUCGACGUGAAUAAGGAUGGUUAUGUUGAUAUGGAAGAAUUUGGUGCUUUGUACCAAACAAUAAUGGACGAGAGGGACGAGGAGGAGGACAUGAGGGAGGCAUUCAACGUGUUUGAUCAAAAUGGUGACGGUUUUAUAACCGUCGAGGAGUUGAGAUCUGUUCUACAAUCAUUGGGUUUGAAGCAAGGAAGAACAAUUGAUGAUUGUAAGAAGAUGAUUAGCAAGGUGGAUGUUGAUGGUGAUGGAAUGGUUAAUUAUAAAGAGUUUAAGCAAAUGAUGAAAGGUGGUGGAUUUGCUGCUUUAGGUUCAUAGAUAUUUUAUUUUGUUUCGUUUUUUCUUGCUUAAGAUAUUUGAAGCCUCAAAAGAAAGAAAGAAAAACUAAAGGAAGAUUAAUAUAAACAAGAUUGAAGAAGAAAAUUAUACUUCGUAUUGAUUAAUCCUCAUUGGAGGAGGAUGCAUGGAAAGAGAUUAUAGUAAGAUCUCUAAUUUUUAUGAAAUUCAUGGAAAAAUUGUAUUUUUGAUUCUUGUAUAACCUAGAUUAUCAAUGAUGGGGUUUUGUUAACAUUGAGAUUUGUGAUAAUUUUCUUCAUUCUUUUUCUUUUCCUUUUCCUUUCUUUUUUAAUUUUUUGUACAUUAGUAACUAAAAUGCUGUUAAUCAUAGGUACAUUUUUUUUUAAUAUAUAUAUAAUUUUGUUUAACAUGGAAUAAGAAUUUUUAUGUUAUUGAAUCAAUUUGUAAAACAUGAUAAUAAGAUUGAGCUAUAUAAACAUCACCAUUAUUGUAAUCAUGGUUAUGCACAAGUCACAUAUUGUUACUCUGUAUAUUAUCUUAUGAAGAAUAUAUGUGUAUUGUCUCUAAUCGAUUCUAACUAAGCUAAUACGAGUUCAACCUUCAGGCCUGAUUUAACUCAAUCUUUGUCUCUAACCCGUGUUCAAGUAAUUAUACUGGUAACUGAUUUGCCCAUCCUUAAAUCAAGUAAUGAUCAGUACAAGCAUAAUAGCCUAAAGGAUCCUGGAUUAGUGGAUUGAAAAAUCGAAAAGCCUAUAGGACCAAACAGUUGACGACCCUCUUAUGAAAAUCAGAGGGUACACGGCGUACACCUGAGGCCCUGCAAAGCUAGGCUUAGACAGCAAGAACCGCGCAAAAAGAGUGUUUAUUAUCUCUAAGAACUUCAGGACCUGGAAAACAGACAAAAGGCAAUCUACAACAUCCAUGAUCUUCUAAUAACUCCAUCCAGUCUUACUGUAAUCAAAACUCCCGAAAAGCCUUCAGAGGUUCAACAGCCAAUCCUCUAGAUCUGGUUAUAACUGGUCAUGUGAGGGAUAAGGAGAAAGUAAAUAACCCGCUCAUGUAGUUUCAUGGCAAGACAUAGAAUGAUAGACUUCACAAAAAUGGAGUAACUUUCUUUUUGUGCAGUAAAGCUUUCAUUUAACUAGCAGCUAGCUAUGUUAACUUGACACCCUGUCGCACGUUGAGUGUUGAAUGUCGGAUCUUUCAACACGACACCUAAAUACGGAGUAUAUAGUCGCUUAAUAUAGAUUUUUGUAAAAUCUAGUGUCAGAGGAUCCAACAUAUCAGGCACAACACCCAAAUCCGGUCUAAGCAACAUAGACUGCUAGGCAACUUACUUUCUCUGUGGUGAGACAUAAACUACCGAGGAGGUUCAGGCAUACAGCUACAUGAGGUCACUACCUGGGUUUUUUUUCCAGUCAACCAAUCUACUUUCUAGUAUAUACUCCCAAAAGUUGGAAUUCUAAAGUCUUUCUACCUAAAAUUAACCACUAACUACAAUAUCUUAAAUAGUAUCCAAGUAAUGCCAGUUGAUUCACAUCCUUCAUUAUCUUUACACUCCCCAGUGCUACAAAACUCAGGAUCCAUAACAUAAGUCUCCAAAGUUCAUAAGAUCUCAGCAAACAGCGGUACAUAACACCAGUCCAUCACUGUCCAAUAACAAGCUAAACAAUUAACCAUAAUCUAAGGCAAGUCAUCCAGUCUAUAUAUACAUCAUCACC